AUGGGAAUCCGACUGCGUAAAAAGAACCUGGCUGCGCUGCUGGUCGCGGCCUCGUUCAUGCUGGUCAUCACAUGGCUGUUUCUAGCCACGUCCUGGCACGCUCUACGACACGAUCCAGCGGCUGCUCUGAUGCAUUCCUUCGGGUCCAAGAUCAGACCUCUACGAUACAUUGUUCUGGGCGACUCGUGGUCAGAUGAUGGUUCUCGCCACGUGUUCCGAACAAACGAGGGAGCCAUGGACGACACAAAGCCUGCUGUCAACGACGAUCAGCGGUACUGGGUGCAAAAGUCGCCUCAGGGAGGACCCAAGAAGGUGGCCAUGAGCUGCCGAGGACUGGGAGGGCGAUGUUCGGAUGGUAUUCUGUGGUCCGAGUACGUUUGUGACUCGUUGGUGAGCUGCAAGCACCACGAUAACUUUGCUUACAAUGGAGCCAAGCUUACUAACGAUAUCAUGCCUGGUCCGAUUCCCGAUCUCAAGUCUCAGAUUGACGAAUUGCUGUUGUGGGAGUCCAAGCUCGAUGAAGGACACGAAUUGAACGUUGCCAACCUGACUGCUCAGAGAUCGGAGAACCUGCCGGCCUCUGGUCUCACUUCUGGUAAUGUCAUCACUGUCUGGUUUGGAAUCAACGACAUCAAGAAAUUGCUUCUGACUGCCGCCACAGAAGAGGGGGACCACAAGACCGUCAAGCAGACCGUGGCGAUCCUGUUUAAGCAACUUGAACGACUUCAAAGUGCCUACAAAAACGCCAACAUCAUUCUCAUGAACUCCGUCGACAUCACUUUCACCCCUUGGUUCUCGUACCAGUUUGGAAUCAACUCCAAGCGGGGCGCAGCUGCUUUGGCUGAGCUUCGAGCCGCUCGAAUCGCUGAAAAGGCAGCCCUUCAUGAAAAGAACAGAUCCUCCAAGAACUACAAGAGAGACGAGGCGGAGACUCUCAGAGACGCAGCUGAAAAUACCCAUUCCGAUAAGGAUGCUCUCAGGGACGCCGAGGAGGCCCAGAAUGAGCUCUACGAGUCCGAUGAAGAUGAUGUCGAGCCCACUCCUACUCCUACCCCCACUCCCACCCCAAAGCCCAAGAAGGCGAAAAAGAAGGGCAAGAAGAAGACCAAGAAGCCCACCAAGGGCAAGGAGGCGCUUAUGAACGCGCAGAAACAGGCUGGCGACGAAAAGGCCGAGAAGCAGAGCGCUGAGAAGGAUCUGGAGGUCCUUCGAAAGGCCGAUAAGAAGGGGGCCAAGACUUUCAAGGACAAGAACUUUGAGGAGGAGGCCAUUGCUGAGGAGCUGGAGCCGGUGAGUGAGUCUGAACUCUCCGACGAGAUCGGCUCCGAAACUGAAGCACAAAAGGCCCUCAAGGCUGUUCAGCAGUUUGAUGCUCUGGAGAGAGAACGAGUCAAGCAAAUGGUUGCUUCUUGGAACCAAGAGCUUGCCGAGCGUGCUCGAACGUUCAACAAGGACCACAACCGUGAGAUUUUGCACGUGUUUGAUGCUCAGCAGUUCGUCAUGAAGAAUGCCAAGUACUACCUGGUCCAUGAUAUUGAGAGUGAGUGCAUCGAGCGAAUCAACCACUCCACCGAGCACUGUUCCAAGACCAAGAAGGGACUCAUGUACUGGGAUCCUCUUCAUAUGCGGUCCAUUCGACACAGAGAGCUGGCUGUUGAGGUCUUGUCCACUUUCUACGAGCGUGCCAAGAUCCUGGAUCUUUCGAAACUCGGUCUGAGUCUCAAGAACAUUGAUGUUAGUAAACUGGAUGUUACCAAGCUGAAGGAUCUGGAUCUGACACGAUUGAGAGACUACUCUGGUUUCACUAGUUUCAAGAACUACGUGACCAAGAACUGGCAAAGUGUUCCUAGUUUUUCGAAGUUGAAGGGUUAUGUUAUUCCCGAAUAA
Molecule: messenger RNA, 1887 nt
Organism: Yarrowia lipolytica CLIB122
Lineage: Eukaryota; Fungi; Ascomycota; Dipodascomycetes; Dipodascales
Molecular function (GO): hydrolase activity, acting on ester bonds
Source: RefSeq, a predicted model, not a curated record